AUGAAUGAUAACCAAGAUGAUCAAAGUUUUGCUGACUUUGUAAAAGAUAUCGAAAAUUAUAAAAAUGUUGCAAUAGAGAAUAGCACAUCAGAAGAAACGUAUAUUUCUAUCAUUGCACAACUUGAACAAGGAAUAGACGUUUUAGAAAACCUCAAAGCUCUUCAUGAACAUAUCAAACAUCACAAACCAUCGAAUUUCAUUAUACAAAACUAUAAUUUGAUAGAUAAUUUAAUAAAUAUUGCUUCAGAAUCAGAUGAUAUUUAUCAAGUCGUUUGCAUGAUAUUAACAUUUCUCACUUCAUUAGAUUAUGAGAAUAUAGAUACAAAUACACUGAUAGAUUUCAUUUUUUAUCAUCUUGAACCAAAUAGUCCUUAUAUUAACUAUUCUCUUUAUUGUUUUUACAAUCUAGAGAUGUCACCAUAUACAUCAGAACCUAUUCACCAAAAUGUCGACUUCAGUAGAUUUUUUUCUUUAACAAGUUUAGAUGAAAAUACAGAUGAAACGACAAUUUCAUUAAUUUUACAAAUUCUGCAAGGACAUAUCAACCAAGAUUCAGACGUUUCGUUUGUUCAGGCUGUUCUUGAACUUGCAGUUCAAUAUUUGUACACAAAUCGAAGUUAUUUACAAGAAACCGCAUUGCCACUGAUACAUUUAAUAAUUUACUUAUUCCCAGAUACAAUGACAACGAUUUAUGAUCAAAAACUUCGUGAAACUCUUUUAUUGAAUUUAUAUGACCUAAAUCCAGUUAUUCUGCGAACAUCUGUUGAUAUUUUAGCUCAUUUAUACAAGAUAGGUUUCAGAUUCGAAGCCACUAAAGAAGAAGUUGGGAAUUUCCUCUCAUUAUUUUAUCAUUCCAACAUUGGAAUAGUUAAUUCAGUCAUGAGCUUCACCCUUAAGAUGCUUGUAGAUAGUGAUUUCAUCAUGGACAUGCUUUUUGUUUAUAAAUGUUUUGAUGAGUUUCAAGAGAUUAUCGAACACGGAAGUUUUGACCAUCGCAUGUAUAUCACUAUGUUUAUGGCCGAGAUAUUGAUUAAUACAGGCGAUAAGUACUUCAGAAGGCUCAUCAAAGAGAAAAGAUUUAUUUUUGUUUUUUCAAUGCUUAGCUUUGAGAAUCCCGCAGUAACUAAUUACAUAAUCCCUGUUUUAGACCGUGUUUUCAACGAAUUUUCCUUGUCUGGAAAAUUAGAUGAAAUUAUGGAAAUUUUUUAUGAAAACGACGGUCAAGAGUUUGUUGAAGAGUAUUUUGAAACAUUUUCUAAUGAUGAAGCCAAAAUUGAAGAAAUGAACUCAUUUUUAUUGCGUUAUUCAAUCAAUAUAAGCGAAUAA
Trichomonas vaginalis G3 is the source of this 1326-nucleotide messenger RNA. RefSeq names its product armadillo (ARM) repeat-containing protein family. The record is from RefSeq and is a predicted model, not a curated record. NCBI's taxonomy places the organism in Eukaryota, Parabasalia, Trichomonadida, Trichomonadidae. The transcript has a single exon. The coding region runs from base 1 to 1326 and encodes 441 amino acids.